UCUGAUGUUCUAAUUAUGUGUUAUAAUUCUGAUGACAUGGGGAUUGUUGCCUUCAAUGGAUGAGCUCCUGCCUAGAAUUGAACAGAGAUUUUGUGUCAGGCAUCUUUCUAACAACUUUAGGAAGAGGUUCCUUGGUAAGAUGUUGAAGGAAAUCAUUUGGAAGGCUGCAAAUUCAACAUACUCACAAGUCUGGGAAAGAGAAUGAAAGGAAUGAAUGAUGUCAAUGUAGAUGCAUACAAACACAUGAUGAGCGUCCCACCAAUAUUUUGGAGUAGAUCAUACUUAAAGACACACAACAAGUUUGAUGUUGUUCUCAAUAACAUGUUUGAAGCUUUCAAUAGUGUCAUUCUGAAGUCUAUGGCCAAGCCAUUGAUAACCAUAAUGGAAGAUAUAAGUAACAACAUGAUGGAAAAUGGUCCACUAGUAGGACGAGGUUUCAAAACAUGGCAGAUGUUGAAGUGUUACCAAAAAAUUAGAAGGAAAAUUGAAAAAAAUAGCACAUACAAAAACUGGUGGCUUGUCAGGAGAUGGGAACUAACAGGCCUACCUUGUGUUCAUGCACUUUCAUCUAUGAAUAGUAGAAACUACAAUGUGGAUGACUACAUCCCUGAGUAAUACAGGAAAUCAAGAUAUAUGGAAGAAUACAAACAAGUCAUUUUUCCUGUUAAUGGCUCAAAUUUGUGGGUUAGAACAGAGUAUCCUGAUGUGCAACCACCUAAGUAUAGGAAAAUGCCUGGAAGACCUAAAAAGAGGAGGAAUCUAGAGCAAGGUGAGAUUGAUGGAUCAGAUCGUAAAAUGAGAAGAACUGGCUUCAUUGUUAAGUGUAAUAGAUGUAACAAACCAGAUCACAACAAACUCGCUUGUAAGGUGACACCAGCUAGUCAACAAGCACCUACUCAAGCCUCCCGAUAAGCACCUACUAAUGUAUCCCAACAAGAAUCACAACAAACAUCCCAACAGGCAUCCCAACAAGCAUCACAACAAGCAACCUAGUGAUUUACUCAAGCAGUUACUUAAGCAUCCCUCCAGUCAACUCAUGGAAGGGAAAACAAGAAACCAUUUAAGAUGGCAUCUCAAACAACUAAUGAAACAUCCCAUCACUCAACUCAUGGAAGGGAAAAAGAAGCUACCAGUCAGAAGGACAACAACACCAUUUGUACCACUUUGACCUACAACUAGAUUGAGUGCAGCUAAGAUUGCAUUGGCCCGACAACAAGGAGGACAACACCAACUAAGAGAUCCACACCAAACUGUAAAAUUUAGUUUAACAUAGAGUUGUUGUUUGUCAUGUGUUUUGUAAAUGUAAUGUGUUUGUCUGUUGAACUCAGUUUAGAAUUGUUAGUUUAAGUUUGAACAUGUGUUUUGGAAAUGUAAUGUGUUUUGAAUCUAUGUAAUGUGUUUUGUACCACAGUAGUAAUGCUGAAUAUUAGUGGUUUAUACCA
Molecule: messenger RNA, 1442 nt
Organism: Lathyrus oleraceus (garden pea)
Lineage: Eukaryota; Viridiplantae; Streptophyta; Magnoliopsida; Fabales; Fabaceae
Exons: 2
Coding region: 202-615 (137 amino acids)
Molecular function (GO): zinc ion binding
Source: RefSeq, a predicted model, not a curated record